Messenger RNA from Osmia bicornis bicornis, 2403 nucleotides. RefSeq names its product nicotinamidase-like. NCBI's taxonomy places the organism in Eukaryota, Metazoa, Arthropoda, Insecta, Hymenoptera, Megachilidae. The transcript is spliced from 5 exons. Gene Ontology annotation, molecular function: calcium ion binding. The coding region runs from base 322 to 1398 and encodes 358 amino acids. The record is from RefSeq and is a predicted model, not a curated record.
CAGUAUAUACACAGAUUUAAAGGUGUACUCAAUUACUCAAUCGACGCACCUUUUCUAUAUAUAAGGGUAAUAUAGGAUGCAAUUGGACAGUUGCACAACAAGAAACGGUAGAAACCAAAUGUUUUAUCAAUAUCCGAAUUGGUUCCCAAUUUUGUUCGCGUGCUAAAAAAAGUUACGGACACAAACUAUACGUACAAAUAUAAGUGUCCGUCUGUGAAUAUAAUACAGACGAAGGAACUGUCGACAACUACAGAAACAAUUUUUCGACAUCAGGAUACAAGCCGGCCGGUUAUACGGUUUUAACCGUGUUUCUUAUGAACCAUGGCAGCAAGAGGUACCGAAUCAGUAACCAAUUCUUUUUGCGGGAAAAAGCGGCGUUCUAUGGAGAAGUUUUUGACGGAAUUCGACUUGCUGAAAGAAGAAACCGGUUUAAAUUAUACGAAUUUUCAUUCGAUUUGCGCGGCACUUUUCCAGCCGCAUGAACUCGAAAAGGAAGAACGGAGACUUGAAGACAUCUUCAAUUUAUUCGAUGGCGAUAACGAUGGUAUUUUGAAAGGACAGGAAUGGAAAAUAUUCAUCCAUUGGUUGCGAGUAAUUUUUGAACCAAUAACUGCACUCCUCGUCGUGGAUGUGCAAAAUGAUUUUAUCGACGGAUCCUUAGCUCUCCGUCGAUGUGGAUGUAAUCAGGACGGAGUUGAUGUGGUUGAACCGAUAAAUCGUUUAAUAAGAAAAGGGCAUUUUGAUAAUAUUAUUUAUUCUUUGGACUGGCACCCAGAAAAUCAUAUUAGCUUUCAUGAAAAUUUACAUUUACGUGAAUUGCAUCUAGAUUCAAAGGUGACAAAAGAAAAUGCGAAGCCGUUGAGUACCGUAAUUUUCGCGGAACCUUAUAUGGAACAAAUACUUUGGCCCAAGCACUGCGUCAUGAAUACAUGGGGGGCCCAGUUGCACAAAGACCUGGUGAUUGUGCCACAUUCAGAGCAGGUACGCAAAGGUCAACAUCCGGAGUUGGAAGCUUACUCGGUGUUUUUCGAUAAUAAUUCGAAAAACUCCGUGGAAUUGCAAACAAUUCUGCGUAAAUCAGGCGUCACACAUGUAUUUGUAUGCGGUUUAGCUUACGACGUUUGCGUAAAAGCGACCUGUUUAGAUGGACUUCGAUUAGGAUACGCGUUAGCGGUGAUUGAUGACUGUUGCCGCGGCGUCGAUACGAAUAACAUCGAGACUACAAAAGAGCUAAUUAUUGAGAAUGGAGGUCUGAUCACCGACAGUAACACCGUGCUGUCGUUGGUGAACGAGGGAAAACGGAGUCUUAUCAUGAGCCAUCAAUCUGCAAAGGCAAUGACCUCGAUUCUGUCCUCCGGAACACCCGCGAAUGAUUCUGAAACAAUAGAUUAUAUAUAAUAGAAUAUAACAUUCUAUGUUAUAGGAGAGUAGAAACAGAUUAUUAUUCCAUAGUUUAUUUAAAAAAGAACUUUCCGUUUCUUACAGAUCGCUUCAAUGUCUUCGCGAGACUCUUAUCGCUUAGUAACGAUUUUAUGAGAAUCUUAUCUCGUAUAGUACCUGCAACUAGGAUAUCUUAAAUCAGGGAUAAUGGUACCUUGAUGUUUCAAAAACAUGUAUAGUUUUAUGGCCAUUGAAUAUCCAUAUCAAGUACAGUGGUACCUCAGUAUACGUCCUGUUUGGACGUGACAAAUUUUGCUCGGUAUACGACAUAAAUUUUUUCUGUGAAUUUUGCUUCAUUUUUAAAUAAUUAUCUCAGAGGAAAAACUAAAUUAAUAAUCAAUUAUAUUCGAAGUUGAUGUAUCAUUAACUGACUGAUCAUACAAGUAAGGAUAUCAUAUAACAAACUAUAACCGCGAAACAGGAGGCAAUAAAAUUUAUUCCAUUUGGUUUAUUAAUUUAGAAUCUACCAUUAGGUUACAUUUAUAUUUUACAAAUUAAUUAUGUUAAAUAAACUAGUGAAUAUUUUUUAUAAACUUUAUAACAUAAACAGUGUUUAAAUUAUUUUACAACCCCAUUAAUGUAGGUACAAUAUCAAUAGGAGUCUUUUUUACACAGGAACGGAUUAAUCAUUUUUACAUUACUUCUUAUGGGAAAGGUUGGUUUGGUAUACGUCCUAUUCGGUAUAAGUCCAAACAUCUGGAACGGAUUAAAGUCGUAUACCGAGGUACCACUGUAUAAGCAUUAUAUUUUAAUACAACAUAUUUUAACCCACAUCACGACAGUAUUCAGGAAAAUGAAAGUGAUAUUGGUAUUUAACAUAGAAAUAGUUUUAUUUAUGCGUAAUAUUAAGUUAUCUUAAAAUUAUCUGCAAGAAGUUUCAGUAGCCUGUAAGAAAUCUUCUUGUAAAAAAAGAAUAAAUAUGUUUAUAUUUAUAUAAUAAAUAUAAAUAUGAUUAUACAGUAA